AAACAGGUUGUUAAUUCUUUUCUAAUACUUGAAAUCUUCUAUGCUUAGAAUAGAUAUAUCUCAGUAUCAGAGGAAACAGUUGUAGUUAAGCAGCACCUGGCAGCUAAGCCCUACACAGCUGCUUGCUCACCCACACCCACAGGAUGAGGGAGAGAACGGGAAGGGUAAGAAUAGAAGACUUGUGCAUUGAGAGUUUAACAGGUAAAGCAAAAGCAGUGCACACAAGUAAAGCAAAACAAGGAGUCCAUUCACCGCUUCCCAUGGGCAGCCAGGUGUUCAGCCAUCUUCAGGAAAGCUGGGCUCCAUCACGUGUAGUGGUUACUUGGAAAGACAAACAUCAUUGCUCUGAGCAUUCCUGCCUCUGUCUUCUUUCUUCUUCCCCAGCUUUACCGGCUAAGCAUGAUGCCAUAUCAUCUGGGAUAUCCCUUUGGUUGGUUGGGGUCAUCUGCCCUGGCUGUGUCCCCUCCCAUCUUCUUGUGCAGCCCCAACCUACUCACUGUCAUGACAGGGUGUGAAGCAGAAAAGGUCUUGAUGCUGUGCAAGCAGAGUCAGCAAUAAUCAAAACAUUUUCAAUGCUGUUUUAGGCAUAAAUUCAAAACAGGGUGCUGUACCAGCUACUAGGAAGAAAAUUAACUCUAUCCCAACCAAAACCAGGAUAGGAUAGUCAGUCUUUUGUGCGUUUCAUCUGAUAGCUAGUAGAAAACUGAAAGAUUAAACUGCCUCUAAUUCUACUCAAACUGAUGUCUGGUUUGAACUACUUGUAUUUAGUUUCAGGUAAAAAUCCUUUUGGCAUACAUUUUUCUUACCUUUCAGUUAAAUCUAGGAAGGCUUACCAUGAGAAUUUUAAGUGGUUUACAAGGACUGUUUUUUCUUAAUGUUUUUCUGGAUGCCUUAAGUGGAUCAAGCCAAUAUGGUUCCCAGUUAAAGUGGUACACACUACUAAUGUGAGUGUCCUCUUCAAACCUAGAUUUUAUUUAAUCUUUUUUACUUUUUUGAUCUAUGAAUAUGCCAUGAUGGAGGUCACCAAACUAGAUAAACGUUAUGUCAUUUUAUUGUCUAGCAAGACCUUGUGACUAAUUUCUUGUAGAUCUUGAUUAGUGAAGGUAGAAACUUAACUCCAUCAAGGAAAUAACAAUUACAAGAUGAAGUAGUGUGAUGGAAUUGGAAGAGCUGUCUUUAAAACAAGAUACAACUCGUGCUAAAAGACAUUCCAUGUUUUCAGUGUUCAAGCUAAAAAUUGCAAAAUUUGCAAUUACCUCCAGGUACAGGAAUUUGUAGCAUUUCCCCUGGUCAGAGAUAGCUUGAAAAUUAAAUCCUGUUUUAUCAAUUUAUGAUAAAGGCACAGGCAAAACAUUUAAAGAACAACUAUACACAGAUUUGUAUCAUAAUCUGAGGCUUAUAGAACUUGUCGGCUUUGCAACAUUAUUCAGAAUGGAAUGUUGUGAAUAGACUUUUCCUUUAGUCUGGCCAACACAAAUGUACUUUUAACAGUUGGUAAACGUGCAGCAUUUUAAAUUAAGGCAUGUUAACAUGGGCUGUCUUCCAAAAUGGUUAGCUUGGGAUUUGAACACUGUUUCAAAUUUUUGUUCCAGACAUUCUUUCUGCAUAUUCAAAUGAAGCACUUGAAGUGAUGUAACCUUUUGCCACACAAACGUUGAUCUUCAGCACUUCUGAUUUUAUUGUACUACUUCUUUGUGUCACAUGACAGUGGCAUGUACCAACAAACUUAGUUUCCUACAUUUAUUGGAAGAGCUUCCAGAUUCUCUUUUUCCUGCCAAAAUUCCCAAUGUUUUUUCUUCUUUAGUAGUUUUUUUUUUUUUACUAGGAUGAAUAAUAAUAUUGAUAGACUUCACUAGUAGAGAUUUUUCUGGAUGUAAAGAAACUUUUUUUUGAGUGAGUGAGCACUGGAACAGAUUGCCCAGAGAGGCUGAGGAAUCCUCAUCCACCUUGCAGCCUGCUCUAGAACAGGGUAUUGACCAAGGUUACCAGCAGAGGUUCCUUUUGACCUCAACUGUUCUGUGAUUCUGCAAAUUGAAUUUUUGUAGCUGCCUGAAACUCUUUAAUGCUUAUACUAAACCUACAGCAGCAUAGAUGAGUUUAGAUCAAUUGUUAAGAUGGUAUUCUGACCAAACGUCUUAAGCAUUUGGAGUUCCUGUUGACUGCAUCAGGCCCUUUGCUCUAUUAUCUACUGGAGAGAUUGGCUCUUUGCUCUUAGUGUCUGUGUCAGCCCAUUUAGACAGUGUAUGUACCAUGCAUGUCCAUUGUGUGAUACCAUAUGGCUAGUAAAUCAGAAGGGUUGUUUUGUCUAGUGGAGAAGGUGCCAUUGUUUUAAAAGUCUUAAGAUCUUAUUUUAGACCCUAAGUGUUUAAAAUGCAAAAUUGUAUCUGAUUCCUCUGCUGGAUGACAGUUCCAUGUUUAACCAACAUUUAUCUGCAUAGGCAUGGCAUAACUCAGCAUCUCUCUGGUAUCUGUUUGAAGAGGACACUGUUGGGGGGCCCAGGUAUUUCUUUUAUAUUUUAUAGUUAUAGAGGUGUCCGGACUCUGUAAUGGUCAAAGAUUUCCAGUAGAAGAGGAUGAGACAAGAAUUAAAUGCAUGUGGGAGACUCUGGACCUAGGCACUUCAUGCUUUUGAUGCUAGCUGGGAGGGAACUUGAUAAGCACUUUUAUCAACUUUUCGUAGAAAAAAAAGAUUUGUGGGUCUGUACUUCCAAACAGAGUUUGGAGAGUGGAAAUUCUGAAUAUGGCUUGAUUUGCUCUUGAGCGUGUCAGUGUUUCUAAUGAAUGUCCCAUGGACUCUGUCAAAGUUCGGGGGGUUCUACUCUAGCACUGAGGAGCAGAACCCUGAGCAGCAACCUAGCAUCAGUGAAAACAGCUCUUCAUCGUUUUCGCUAAAAGAGCAAGUGAAAAUGAGUGAUUAUUCUGGACUUGCAAAUAACCAUAGUCAGAUGAUUGCGGAAGAUUCAGAAAUUCAGACAAAGCCUGAACACUCUCACGAAGUUCUUCAGGAAGAUGUUGAAAUGAGCAGUGGAUCCAGUGGGAAUGACUUCAGUGGAAAUGACACAAAUGAAAACUACUCGAGUGGGCAUGAUUCUCACAGCCACGAAUCUGAUGAAAAUGGGAAAGAAUCAGCAAUGCUCAUGGAAUCUUCAGACUGUCAUAAAAGUUCAAGCUCUAAUGCAUUUAGUCUGAUGAUUGCAAACUCGGAACACAAUCAGUCUAGCAGUGGAUGCAGUAGUGAGCAGUCUACUAAAGCCAAAACGCAAAAGGAAUUGCUGAAAACAUUACAAGAGCUGAAAGCUCACCUUCCCUCUGAAAAGAGAGUUAAAGGCAAAUCUAGUGUCCUAUCAACGUUGAAAUAUGCCCUUAAAAGCAUUAAACAAGUCAAAGCCAAUGAGGAGUAUUACCAAUUGUUGAUGAUCAAUGAAUCCCAACCUGCUGGACUCAAUGUGUCAUCUUACACAGUGGAAGAAGUUGAGACCAUAACCUCGGAAUACAUCAUGAAAAAUGCAGAUAUGUUUGCUGUAGCUGUUUCUUUGAUUACUGGGAAAAUUUUGUACAUCUCUGAUCAAGCUGCUUCUAUUCUCCGCUGCAAGAGGGGAUAUUUUAAAAAUGCCAAAUUUGUGGAGUUCUUGGCACCUCAGGAUGUCAGUGUGUUCUAUACUUCUACCACUCCAUACAGAUUGCCAUCAUGGAAUAUUUGCAAUAGAGCUGAGUCUUCCACUCAGGACUGCAUGGAAGAGAAAUCGUUUUUCUGUCGCAUCAGUGCGGGAAAGGAGCGUGAAAAUGAGAUUUGCUAUCACCCGUUUCGGAUGACUCCUUACCUUAUCAAAGUGCAAGAUCCAGAAAUAGCAGAGGACCAGCUUUGCUGUGUAUUGCUUGCAGAAAAAGUACAUUCUGGUUAUGAAGCACCCAGAAUUCCUCCUGACAAAAGAAUUUUUACAACUACACACACACCAACCUGUUUAUUCCAGGAUGUAGAUGAAAGAGCAGUACCUCUCUUGGGAUACCUACCUCAGGACUUAAUAGGGACGCCAGUCUUGGUGCAUCUUCAUCCAAAUGACAGACCCUUAAUGCUAGCAAUUCACAAAAAGAUACUUCAGUACGGAGGACAGCCUUUUGACUAUUCACCGAUCAGGUUUUGCACGAGAAAUGGAGAUUAUAUAACCAUGGACACUAGCUGGUCCAGUUUCAUCAACCCUUGGAGUCGAAAAGUAUCAUUUAUUAUUGGAAGACACAAAGUUAGGACGGGUCCUUUAAAUGAAGAUGUCUUUGCUGCUCCCAACUAUACAGAGGAUAGAAUCCUUCAUCCCAGUGUUCAGGAAAUCACUGAGCAAAUAUAUCGGCUAUUGUUGCAGCCUGUACACAACAGUGGAUCCAGUGGCUAUGGAAGUCUAGGUAGCAAUGGUUCACAUGAGCACUUAAUGAGUGUGGCAUCCUCCAGUGACAGCACAGGAAAUAAUAAUGAUGACACUCAUAAGGAUAAACCGGAGAUUCGUCAAGAUGCCUGUAGGGCCAAAACCAAGGGACAGCAUAUUUUCAGUGCCAGUAAAGCAAAACUGGAAUAUAAAAGAGAGCCUUUUGCAGAAAAACAAAAUGGUCCUGGUGGUCAGGUGAAAGAUGCAGCAGGAAAGGAUACUGCAGUAACAGCUGCUCCUAAAAAUGUGACUACUGAAGAACUGGCUUGGAAAGAGCAACCUGUAUAUUCUUACCAGCAGAUUAGCUGUUUGGACAGUGUCAUCAGGUACUUGGAAAGUUGCAAUGUGCCUGGUACGGCAAAAAGAAAAUGUGAACCUUCAUCAAGUGUUGCAUCACUGAAUUCUGGAGUUCAUGAACAAAAACCAGCUGAUAAUGCUGUACAGCCCUUGGGAGAUCCUGCUGUGUUGAAGGAAUCUGGUAAAUCAAACGGUCCCCCAGUGGUUGGUGCUCACUUAACAUCUUUGGCUUUACCUGGCAAGCCUGAAAGUGUUGUCUCUCUCACAAGUCAGUGCAGCUACAGUAGUACCAUUGUUCAUGUUGGAGACAAAAAAACACAGCCUGAAUUAGAAAUGAUAGAAGAUGGUCCAAGUGGAGCAGAACUCGUAGAUGGCCAGCUUGCCCCUCCAUCCAGCUCUGCACAUGUAAAUCAAGAAAAGGAGCCAUUUAAAAAGCUGGGACUUACAAAGGAAGUCCUUGCAAUGCAUACACAAAAAGAGGAGCAGAGCUUUUUGAAUAAGUUUAAAGAAAUCAAGAGGUUUAACAUUUUUCAGUCCCACUGCAACUACUACUUACAAGAUAAACCAAAAGGACGACCUGGCGAGCGUGGUGGCCGUGGACAAAGAAAUGGCCCUUCUGGAAUGGAUCAGCCUUUGAAGAAAAGUGGAAAGAACAGGAAAUCAAAGCGCAUUAAACCACAGGAGUCUUCAGACAGUACAACUUCUGGAACUAAAUUCCCCCAUCGAUUCCCUCUUCAAGGUUUAAAUACUACUGCUUGGUCACCAUCAGAGACUUCACAAGCGAGCUACUCAGCAAUGUCUUUUCCCACUGUUAUGCCUGCAUAUCCACUUCCUGUUUUUCCAGCAGCAGGGACUGUGCCACCACCUCCUGAGACUUCACUCUCUGGUUUUAAUCAGUUGCCAGACUCUGGAAGUACUUGCCCUGUGCAACCAUCCCAGUACUCUGCACCCCUCAUGACACCUGUCAUAGCUUUUGUGCUCCCCAACUAUGUCUACUCGGAGAUGAACAGUAAUGUACCUCAAACACUUUACCACAGCCAACCCAACUUCACUGCCCAUUCUACUUUCUCAUCACAGACAGUAUUUCCAGCACAGCCACCAUUUGCUACACCCAGCCCUUUCCCACAGCAGACAUUUUUUCCAACACAACCAUUCCACUAUAAUCCACCAGCAGAGAGUGAAAAGGCUCCUGUCCCAGAGCCACGAAAUGAGCCAUCCCGUUCCUGCACUCCACAAUCAGUGGGUCCUCAAGACCAGGCUUCACCACCUCUGUUCCAGUCAAGGUGCAGUUCUCCUCUGAAUCUUCUACAGUUAGAAGAAACCACAAAAACUGCUGAAAGUGGAGCUCCUGUGGGUUUACAUGGAGCUUUAAGUGAGGAAGCAGCCACAGGCAAAAUCAUUACAACUGAUAACUGUGGCAGAAAGGGAUCCUUGCCAGCUGAAUCACCAAUGGAUGCUCAAAAUAGCGAUGCACUCUCCAUGUCAAGUGUCCUACUUGACAUUUUACUUCAAGAAGAUGCAUGUUCAGGCACUGGGUCAGCUUCUUCAGGGAGUGGUGUAUCUGCAGCUGCUGAGUCUCUGGGGUCUGGAUCCAAUGGCUGUGGCAUGUCAGGGAGCAGAACAGGUAGUAGCGAAACUAGUCAUACCAGCAAAUACUUUGGGAGUAUUGAUUCCUCAGAAAAUCAUCAUAAAACCAAAAUGAAGGCAGCAAUGGAAGAAAGUGAGCACUUCAUCAAGUAUGUUCUUCAGGAUCCUAUAUGGCUUUUGAUGGCAAACACAGAUGACACUGUUAUGAUGACCUACCAGAUUCCUUCACGAGAUUUGGAAACAGUUUUAAAAGAAGAUAAGCAGAAGUUAAAGCAAAUGCAGAAACUACAGCCAAAAUUUACAGAAGAACAAAAAAGAGAACUUAUUGAAGUUCAUCCAUGGAUCCAGCAAGGUGGACUGCCAAAAACUGUUGCUAAUUCUGAAUGUAUUUUUUGUGAGGACAAUAUACAGAGCAAUUUUUAUACAUCAUAUGAUGAGGAAAUCCAUGAAAUGGACCUUAAUGAAAUGAUUGAAGACAGUGGGGAAACCAACCUGGUUUCCCUGAGCCAAGUCAGUGAAGAACAGACAUAGCCUUUGAGUCUGUUGUUUUCAAAGCUGCUUCAAAACUACAGUGAUGAUCAAUAAAGGUUUUAAUCUUGUAUCCAGCAAGAUGAAUCCAGUUCAUCAAACAAAUAUGUUUUUCUUGCUCUAGAGGAGUCAUUUGUGAAUGAAUCUCUUUUUAAAUGGUGGCAAUCUCUUCCCAGUAAGGACAUUGCUGAAGAUGGCAUAGCUUUUCGUUAAACGAGAGACACAUAUUUUGCACUUACAUGCCUCAAGUAUUUCUUUAUAAACUACAGAAACUUUCAUUGAUGCCUACUGUUUUUUGCAAAGUGGGUUCAUGAGUACUGAAAAUCCCCUUCAGACAUAUGGUUCUUCAGAUCUCCUUUUGGUAACGAUUCAGCAUUAUAAAUUGUUCUAGCAAUUUUGCUUAGUGGCUCUUUAGCAUUAUUCUUAAUAUUUGAAGUGGUCCAGCAUAGUAGAAGAAAUAACCUUCAAGCAAACCAAUUGACACUUGCCCUUCUCGUAUCAUUUGAUUCCAUCUUCUUUGCUUCCUAUAGGUUAUGAAUGUAGGAACCUUUUUUGUCUAAGAAAUUUUGUAACAUGGUCUUGGGUUAAAAUACUUAUGUGAAUGUGUAAGAAAGUGUAGAUGAGUGCUGACAACUUUGUAGCCUUUAUUUAAAUGGACACUGCAAUGCUAUGAACUGUUUAUUACCUUGAAGCAUCAUUUCUGAGAAUGUAUACACAAGAAGUCUUUAUGCUUUAAAGAUUUUAAAAGCUAAGACCACAGAGGAUGACUGCGUAUGCUCCAGUGACUGUUAGACAAAGAUUGGUGUGAAUUUAACCUUUCUCUCUGAUUUGUUCUGUCAGGAGGUUGGAAUCACACAGAGUCACAGAAUCUUAAGGUUGGAAGGGACCUCGAAAGAUGAUGUAGUCCAACUACCCUGCCAGAGCAGGACCACCUAGAGUAGGACAUCAGGGUUGGUUUUUUCCCUAUGUGGAUAAACAAGCAUCAAACUUGUGACAAGAGAGGAUUAGGCAUUUCUUGUCACUUGAAGAUAGUUCUUGUAAAAAAAAAAAAACAAAACCAAACAAGUUAUUUUUGACAAUAGCAUUGACUUU
Molecule: messenger RNA, 7919 nt
Organism: Colius striatus (speckled mousebird)
Lineage: Eukaryota; Metazoa; Chordata; Aves; Coliiformes; Coliidae
Gene: PER2
Product: period circadian regulator 2
Exons: 23
Coding region: 2778-6830 (1350 amino acids)
Biological process (GO): entrainment of circadian clock by photoperiod; circadian regulation of gene expression; negative regulation of transcription by RNA polymerase II
Cellular component (GO): nucleus; cytoplasm
Molecular function (GO): transcription cis-regulatory region binding; transcription corepressor binding
Source: RefSeq, a predicted model, not a curated record